CGCGCUGUUUUGGACCACCGUCGAGCAGCGUUUAAACUCCGUUCGAAGCCAGCCGCCAAAGCCUCAGACUGGCCCUGGGCCAGAGUCUACGUAGAAUCGUAUAUUAAGUCCAGAGUGGCCAUUUCCCAGACGUUCUCGAGACGUAGUGGGCUGUUCCGGAAUUUCCAAAUCGAUACAUGUAGCUCCCCUUCAUGUCUUCUUCAUCCGUCACAAAUUCCUCCAUAACGGAUGAAACUCUCCGUGCUCAAAUUUUCCAGAGAUUACACCCUCGCGUUUAUCUCGAAAGGUUUAUCGCCGAGAAAAUCAGACCAGAUGGACGGACGUUUGAUGAAUGGCGCACCGUUUCUGUGAAUGUCGGAUCGAUAUCAACGGCUGAUGGCUCUGCUCUUGUACGCAUGGGAGAUACUACGAUCGUUUGCGGCGUCAAGGCAGAAAUCGCAGAGCCCGAGCUCGAUCGUCCUGAACAAGGGUUUUUAGUACCCAAUAUCGAUUUGCCCGCAAUCUGCUCUCCAAAAUUCAAACCAGGUCCUCCAACAGAAGAAGCCCAAGUCCUAUCUGAUAGACUGAACGAAGCUCUCGUCGCCUCGGGCGCGAUUUCAUUAUCUUCAUUGUGCAUUCACCCCGGAAAAGCUGUUUGGACGCUUUAUGUGGACUGCACGUGUAUAAAUUAUGAUGGGAAUGCGUUCGACGCGGCACUGCUAGCCAUGUUGGGCGCGCUUAGAAAUACUACGCUGCCUAAAGCCACCUACAAUGAAGAAACUGGGCGCACGACGUGUUCGCGGAAAACUCAAUCGCCGGUACCAUUGACUCGAAAUUUUGCUUCGACGUCUUUUGGAGUGUUAGACACAUCACACGUUCUCUCAGAUCCCACUGCGUUCGAAGAGCCCCUGAUGGACGUGACGCUGACGGUUAUCGUAGAUGACCGAGGGGAGCUUAUCAGCACUACUGAGUCGGGCGGCGCGAUCUCGGAAGAGACGUUGUUGCGGUGUAUCAAUAGAGCGAAAGAAAGAGCCUUGCAGCUCAAAGACUGAUGGUGCACGAGUCCGUGUAGAGACAGUUGUGAGUGAAGAGGUUGACUCUUGUUGGCGUAGCCUGCUAUGAUAUAUGAGGCAACAGCACCUUCACAACAGGAAGGUACCAUAAAGCGCUUAAAUUGUUAUGGAUGUAUAGUCGUUCCAUUGCCGACAUUCUCAUGCGUUUUCGAACAUCCGAACUUCGUCACCGCAUUCUCAGUACCUGGCGGUGAUAGUAGUUGUUCACGAUUCGGUCACAAUACAUCACGCUGGAUGUACCAUCACUUACUACAACGUUUUCCCGCUUUUUAGCAUAUACCGCGGUAUGGCAGGCAUGGUCUAGUGUUA
Suillus subalutaceus is the source of this 1361-nucleotide messenger RNA. Its product is annotated as ribosomal protein S5 domain 2-type protein. The record is from RefSeq and is a predicted model, not a curated record. Gene Ontology annotation, biological process: nuclear polyadenylation-dependent mRNA catabolic process; exonucleolytic trimming to generate mature 3'-end of 5.8S rRNA from tricistronic rRNA transcript (SSU-rRNA, 5.8S rRNA, LSU-rRNA); U5 snRNA 3'-end processing. NCBI's taxonomy places the organism in Eukaryota, Fungi, Basidiomycota, Agaricomycetes, Boletales, Suillaceae. Gene Ontology annotation, cellular component: nuclear exosome (RNase complex); cytoplasmic exosome (RNase complex). The coding region runs from base 192 to 1031 and encodes 279 amino acids. The transcript is spliced from 6 exons.